AUGCAGCGACAGAGCAGCCCAAAGCCCGACGGUAUCCCAGCGACGUUUCCGCAAGCCAUCGCCCACCGCGGCUACAGCGCGCUCUUCCCAGAAAACUCAAUGGCUGCCUUUCGCGCGGCCGUCGAGGUCGGCGCCCACGCCAUCGAAACAGACCUCCAUCUCUCCAGGGAUGGCGUGAUUGUAUUGUCACAUGACUCGACACUAAAGCGCUGCUUCGGGGAUCCGCGCAAGGUUGCUGAGUGCGAGUGGGAGGCUUUGAGCACGCUCCGGACUCUGCGCGGCCCAGUGCAGCCGAUGGCCCGCUUGCUGGAUUUACUGGAGUACUUGGCUGGGCCUGGCGUGGAAGAGAUCUGGAUCUUGCUUGAUAUCAAGAAGACCGACGAUCCCCGCAUUAUGUGCGCUCAACUGGCAAAGACAAUAGCCAGAGUCCCCUCCGAGCGCCCGUGGGACGAACGUAUUAUCCUCGGCGCGUGGCAGGCAGAAUGGGUGGCAGCAUGCCAUCUCCAUCUCCCGGGCUUCCCAGUCGCGCUGACGACCGCGUUCCCCGCGUACGCCUCCGCAAUGCUGGCCGUCCCGGGUCUCCAUUUCAGCGUCCUCAACUACGCCCUCGCGACGCAACGGGGGUCCCGGCUCCGCGCGAGGGCGCGCGCGCAGGGGCGGCGGAUCUUCUCGUGGCCUGAUAACGCGGACGAGUGGAUGGCGCGGAGUAUCCGCUGCCAGGCCGAUGGGGUGAUUACGGACGAUCCGGGACGCUUCCUCGCGCUGUGUGAGCAGUGGCAGCAGGAUGCGGUGCGGCGCAAGGCCGGCCGGUCUACACCGCGCGAGGCGGUGCUCUGGGUGGGGGUGAAUCUGUUGGUUUGGGUGCUGGAGCUGGUGGAGUUUCUGCGGGAGGGCUCGCCGCGGGAGAGGGUGCGAAGGGUCCUGGGGUCCAUCCACUCUGAUGGGGAGGGGAUAUCCUCGUAG
This is a messenger RNA of Aspergillus mulundensis, 963 nucleotides long. Its product is annotated as putative glycerophosphoryl diester phosphodiesterase protein. The record is from RefSeq and is a predicted model, not a curated record. The transcript has 4 exons. Bases 1 to 963 code for a protein of 320 amino acids. Gene Ontology annotation, molecular function: phosphoric diester hydrolase activity. Gene Ontology annotation, biological process: lipid metabolic process. Lineage: Eukaryota; Fungi; Ascomycota; Eurotiomycetes; Eurotiales; Aspergillaceae.